UCCAAAAUGCCAGGCUAGCUUCACUUCUAGUGUCGUGUCUCUCUCUCUCACCGAAUCAAAAACCGAACCAAAACCAUUCUUUUUUUUCGUUUUUUUCUCAAUAUAUAUCAUCUUCAUUCUUUUAUUUCUUUGAGAAAUCACAAAGAAAUGAGAAGUUGAUACUGUUUCUUUGGGGUUUUCUUCUUCUCUUGCUCGCUGUUUUGUCUCUCAUUUUUUUGGCAUUUGAGAAAUGCAAAUGUAUUCCAGUGCUGGUGAUUGUCUUGGAUCACUGGAAGGCACGAAUCUCUCCAGAGAUGCUUGUCUUUUGCUCACCAGUGAUCCUAAGCCUCGUCUCCGUUGGACUGCUGAGCUUCAUGAGCGUUUUGUUGAUGCUGUCACCCAGCUUGGUGGCCCUGACAAAGCGACACCAAAAACCAUUAUGAGAACAAUGGGUGUCAAGGGCCUAACUCUCUACCAUUUGAAGAGUCAUCUUCAGAAAUAUAGAUUGGGUAGACAAGCCUCCAGCAAGGAGAACCCAGAUAAUUCCAAGGAAGGAAAUGACAUUAGUGAGAAUCAGGGAUCUGGACCAAAACCACUACCAUCAUCAUCGUCGUCAAAAUUAAUUACUCAAGAGUUGAAUGAUGGAUGUAAUGAGGCAAUGAAAGUCCAAAUGGAACUCCAGAGAAGACUGCACGAGCAACUAGAGGUUCAGAGGCAUCUUCAGGUUCGCAUUGAAGCUCAAGGCAAGUACUUGCAUUCCAUACUGGAGAGAGCCUGCAAUGCCCUUUCGGAAAACAACCAUUCAAAAUCAGAAGCAGAGUUAGUGAAACACGAAAUUCUUGAACUGUCAAACAUCACUGAAUUAGACAAUGGCUUAAACAUCCUGUCUGAAUCAAUCAACAUGCCAUUUUAUGAUAUUGCUUUGACAUGCCUAGAAAAUAAAUCAAUGAAUGCUGGAGUCCGUCAGAUAGCUGAAGGUUCAAGUGAAAGCUGCUUGACAUCGCCAAUUAAUAGCCCUGCAAGUGUGCAGGCAAUCUUCAAUUCCAAUAUUUCUCUCAAGAAAAGACCCUGGCAUUGUCUGGAGACAAUGAUUCACAUGGCUGGGAUGGAAACAUGCGGAAGGAUUUGAGUUAUUUGAUAGUGACCAGCACUGGAUUUGUUGAAGUCCUGGUUUCCAAACUUCGUUGGAAGGGGGACUCUUAUCAGAGACAAAUGCAUUCUGCAAGAAAGCAUUGUAGCAAAAUCAAUAGAAAGCUCAACAUGUUCUUGCAUCCUUUCUUUUUUUGUAAUUAUUUUUUCUCAUUGUCUUUCAUAUUAUAGGAAACAUUCCAACUGGAAAAUCAAAGUUCUAGUUACUCUUUGAAGUA
Messenger RNA from Dioscorea cayenensis subsp. rotundata (Guinea yam), 1346 nucleotides. RefSeq names its product protein PHR1-LIKE 3-like. The transcript is spliced from 6 exons. Lineage: Eukaryota; Viridiplantae; Streptophyta; Magnoliopsida; Dioscoreales; Dioscoreaceae. The coding region runs from base 230 to 1108 and encodes 292 amino acids. Gene Ontology annotation, molecular function: DNA binding; DNA-binding transcription factor activity. The record is from RefSeq and is a predicted model, not a curated record.